This is a messenger RNA of Salvia hispanica, 1476 nucleotides long. Its product is annotated as protein XRI1-like. Gene Ontology annotation, biological process: female meiotic nuclear division; male meiotic nuclear division. NCBI's taxonomy places the organism in Eukaryota, Viridiplantae, Streptophyta, Magnoliopsida, Lamiales, Lamiaceae. The record is from RefSeq and is a predicted model, not a curated record.
UUCAAAGCUGAUAUCUUUUUUUUUUUAAUUUUUUUAUGCCCCUUUGAAUUUGGCGAAUUUCCAUUAACAUUUUCUCAGUUACAGAUGAGUUCUCAGAAACUGUGCUCUAAUACAUGAAUACACAUACACUCAACGGCUAUAUUUAAUGGUCUUCGUUUGUCGUGGCUUGUUCGAUUAGACUAUCUGCGCCCUUUUUGUUUUCUUCUCGAUUUGCAGAGGCACGCGAUUGAGUGGGAGAACGGGGGAAAGGAUGAACUACAAUUGCAAUGAGACGUGGGAUUGGCAAGGUGAUGACUGCAGUCUUGAAGAUAAUAUGAACAUAGAAAUGCCUCCGUGUCUACUGAAUGGGUUGAGCCAAAACGAAGAGCAGCUCCCUUGUUCUUUUGAUGAUGCAACUACACCGGUCAAGGCUUGUGGAGAUUUAGCUUACCAUGUAACCAACAAUGAAGUUACGGGGAAAGAGCUAGAGGAAAACAGGGAGCCUCCCUACCAAGUAAAAAGGCGUAGGCUACAGUUUGAGUCCGAAGUCCUUGAUUCUCCUCCUUUCCAUGAUGAGAUGUUUCUGAGAUCUAAGGAGACGCAAGAUUCACUCGAAGAUACUAUUACUGAUAUGUCAGAGUGGGUUAAUGGAUUUGCAGGCCCAGCUGAACCCAGUGGUGUGUAUUUGGAAGAAGGGUGGAUCGCAGACUGCUUCAAUGACGAGGAGAUGAAUUUCAACGCUGAGGAUAUCUGUGGUGAAGCUGGAGCAUCUGAUGUUCAGGUCAACAACGGAGAGCUUCCCACCAAUGCUGCUCCUGAAUACGAUGCUAAUGCAGUCGAGAAACAUCCAGUCCAUACCCGGGGAAAUGUUGUUUUCAAAGGUAGGAAGUCAUACAUGCGCACACCUCCUAAGCUAGCCUCGUCCGUUGUCUAUCCAUUCACCUUCAUCAAACCAUGUGGCGUGCACGGAGACGUGACUUUGAAGGACAUAAACAAGCGGAUACACACUCCGCCCAAGUCAAAGCAAAACGAGCAGGACCCUUCCGUUCCUUACCCCACCUCAGCAUUUUCUGGGAAGCCCGUUGUCGGGAAGACCAAGAUCCGCACAGAAGGCGGAGAAGGCAGCAUUACAAUUCUUCGGACCCGAGGGUAAGACAGAUGCCUUUACCGUCUGUGCACUCGUUUGUUGUCGUUCCUGUUAGUUGUAUGAGGCUGCAAGAGGCGCUAACUUUAUGCUUAAUAUUGCUCUUAGAGAUACGUCAAUAUGUGGUUCUACUUACUCCCCAAGUUUUUCUUGGCAGAGCUGUGUUAUUUACAUAUUUUCUGUAUGCUUUGGGAAUUACUUGAGGAUUUUAAGCUUUCUACUUGAUCUAUUUCGUAUGCUUCUCAUGUGAGAAAACCUAUAAAUCAUGUUUGUACUAACUUUUUAGUCAUUGUUUUGUACUUAGAGCUUCAACAUUGUUUGACAAAAUAAGAAGUCUGCUCUCUAAUUUUCUA